This is a messenger RNA of Amaranthus tricolor (Joseph's coat), 4308 nucleotides long. RefSeq names its product protein CROWDED NUCLEI 1. Bases 349 to 3831 code for a protein of 1160 amino acids. Gene Ontology annotation, biological process: nucleus organization. Lineage: Eukaryota; Viridiplantae; Streptophyta; Magnoliopsida; Caryophyllales; Amaranthaceae. Gene Ontology annotation, cellular component: nucleus. The record is from RefSeq and is a predicted model, not a curated record. The transcript is spliced from 8 exons.
AUAAAUUACAGGAAAUACACUUGAAGAACGGUAGUAGGUAGGAGAGAGAAAUAAAAAAUUGUCUAGAAAGAGAAAGUAGAAAAAAGAAACGUUAUCGGAUUUCAAACGCUUAUCUUUUACAAUUCGCCGGCAAAUUGAAAUUUCCUUCUCGAAGCCGGCGAUUUUGAGGGUUUUAUGACUAUUUUUUCCAUUCGUAUUUGAAUUUUAACGGUUAGGGUUUGGUGUUAGGGUAUUAAUUCCGGUUCAAGAUUUACGAAAAAUCUGAUUCACCAAAAUCAAUUGGUGAUCUGUAAUGAAGUUGGGUUAGUUCAAUUUACUUGCUGGUGUGUUGAAAAAUUGCUGGAAGCUAUGUUAACUCCUCAAAAGAAGGUUUCUUCGCCAUGUUCUCUUACUCCGAGAAGAGAGAAUCAGAAAACUCCGGCGGGUAAUUCGAAUUCUAAUGGUAGAGUUUCUGAAAAUGGUGGGAAUCUUUCUGGGGAUGUUGGAGAUCUUGAAGAUUUGGAUGAAAAGGUUGCUAAACUUGAGAAUGAGUUAUUUGAAUACCAAUAUAAUAUGGGACUUCUCUUGAUUGAGAAGAAAGAAUGGAGUUUGAAGAUUGAUGAUCUUCAACAAGCAUUGAAAGAGCAGAAGGAUUUCCUAAAGCGUGAACAGGCAGCUCAUUUAAUUGUAAUUUCUGAUCUCGAGAAAAGAGAGGAAAAUUUAAGGAAGGCCUUGGGUGUGGAGAAGCAGUGUGUUAUUGAUCUGGAGAAGGCAUUGCGUGAACUGAGAUCUGAGUAUGCUGAAAUCAAAUUUACUGCUGACUCGAAGUUGACCGAAGCCAAUUCUUUGGCUGCUAGCAUCGAGGAAAAAUCUUUAAAAGUUGAAGCAAAGCUACGUGCUGCUGAUGCUAAGUUAGCAGAGUUUAGUAGAAAGAGCUCUGAAAUCGAGAGAAAGAUGCAAGAUUUAGAAAGUCGAGAAAGUGCUCUACGAAGGGAGCGGUUGUCUUUUUACUCAGAGAAAGACGCACAUGAUGCUACUUUGUCUAAGCAAAGAGAAGAUUUGCUAGAAUGGGAGAGGAAGUUAAACGAAGGAGAGGAGAGAUUGUGCGAAGGUCGGAGAAUCUUAAAUCAAAGAGAGGAGAGAGUGAAUGAAUUUGAUAAGGGCUUUAAACAGAAGGAGUGUGAGCUAGCUGAGGUACAAAAGAAGAUAGAUAAAACUAAUAUGGAUUUGAAGAAGAAAGAGGAUGAGAUUAGCCAAAGGCUAACUAGCAUAACUUUAAAGGAGAAGGAAGUUGAUGCUAUGAAAAAAAAAGUAAUUGAAGUAAAAGAGGAGUUACUUGUUCGGGAACAAGAACUUAAUGAGAGAGAAAAGAAUGAGGUCCAGAAACUUCUUGACGAGCACAAGACUCACUUAGAUGCAAAGAAGCAGGAGUUCGAAUUUGAGAUGGAUCAGAAGAGGAGAUCUGUUGAUGAAGAAUUAAAGAGUAAGGUUGUUUUAUUAGAGAAGAAGGAAAUUGAAAUUAGCCACGCAGAAGAGAAAAUUGCUAAGCGUGAACAAGCUCUGGAGAAGAAAUUGGAGAAGUUUAAGGAGAAAGAGAAUGCUUUGGAAUCAAAACUGAAAGAACAUAAGGAAAAAGAAAAGAGGAUUAAUCAAGAGAAGAAGCAAUUGGAGAAGGAGAAGAAACAGAUUGAAAAGGAGACCGAGAAUUUCCUCAAGCUCAAAGAAGAUUUGGAGAAUGUCAAAGCUGCCAAUGAGGAGAAACUGCUGAGGAUACAACAAGAAAAGGAAGAGCUGCGGGUGACCGAAGAAGAGAAAUCAGAGCAUUUACGUCUUCAGUCUGAACUAAAACGGGAGAUAAAUGACUGCAGAUCUCAAAAGGAAGCGCUUUUGAAGGAAGCUGAUGAGUUGAAACAGGAAAGGAUGAAGUUUGAGCAAGAUUGGGAUUCACUUGAUGAAAAAAAGGAAGAAGUUGAACAGGAGUCAAAAAAGCUAACAGAAGAGAAAGAGAAGUGGGAAAGAUGGAGGCACUUGGAAGAGGAAAGAUUGAGGAAUGAAAGUAUAGCUUCCGAGAAGAAGAUCGAAAGUGAGCGUAAAGCUCUUGAAUUAGAAAAAGGUUUAUUUGCCGCUCAUGUGGAGCAUCAGAAGUUGGUGUUGUUAGAGAGAGAACAAAGUGAACGGAGUAAAAUAGUUGAUGAUCUUGAACGGCAGAAAAGAGAACUUGAGAUGGAAAUGCGGAAGAUUCUUGAAGAAAAGGAACGAGAUCUUUCUGAAAGAGAGAAAUUGUUUGAGGAGGAGAGAGAAAAGGAACAGAGUAACUUGAAUUACUUGAGAGAAACAGCUGAAAGGGGAAUGGCGGAAAUGAAAGAGGUGCAGAGGAGGAUCGCCAAGCAAACAGAGGAAGUGUCUGCUAGUAAGAAGGACUUGGAAGGGCGUAGACUUGAAAUUCAGAAGGAUGUAGAUGAGCUUCUGGUUCUUAGUGGCAAGUUGAAGGACCAGAGAGAGCAGCUUGUUAGGGAGAGGGAGAGGUUCAUUGCUUUUGUUCAGAAAUUUAAAGGUUGCGAGCAAUGUGGUGAAGUAACGCGCGAGUUUAUGCUCUCCGAUCUUCAAUUUUUGCAUGAUAUGGAGAAGCGGGAGAUUAUUCCACUACCAAAACUAGCUGAGGAUUAUGUCAGAAAUAGCCUGAAGGAGAAUUUUUCGUCUGAGAUUCAGAAUGAUGAGAGGUCUCCUAUUCCUGGGCACAUAGAAUCUUCGACCCCGGCAAAAACUGUUUCUUGGUUGCGAAAGUGCACAGAGAAAAUACUGAAGUUCUCGCCUAUAAAAAUAGGAGAGCCAUCUGGAAUGGAGAAAAAUGUAGGAGAUGCCUCUCCAGUUGACGAGGAUGCUGAUGCAAGUCCAGCUUCUGAUAGUCAUAAUGUUGUUGAAGAGGAGCACGAUGUGUCAUUGAAAGUGGCAAGCGAUUCGUUUGACAAUCAAACAGCAGUUAAUGAGAGUGUCAGGUUAGAAGGUGAUCAAGAUCCUUCAGUUGGAACAUGGGGUAAUACCAACAAUGCUAAUGAACAUGAAACAUCCCAGAAAUCUGAUUUUAAUGGUCAGCAUGGAAAGAAACCGAGGCGCAAAGUAAAUAGGACACGUUCAGUGAAGGCAGUGAUUAAAGAUGCUAAAGACAUAGUUGGUGAUCCAAUUGAUCUGACUGUUAGUGAGCAACCUAAUGGUGAUGUAGAAGACUCUACACAUAUGGAUGACAGGAGUCGAGAGGUUUCUGGUCUUGCGGGUAAAGAAAAUUUGAAAAAAGGAAGAAAACGUGGCCGUCCUCGCGCUUCACAAACUACCGCAAGUGAACAUGAUGAUGGGUUGAGUGAAGUUCGUUCUGAUAGUGUUGCUGGUGGGCCUAGAACGAGACGAAGGAAAGUGGCGGCUACUUUGCAAGCUCCUGCUGAAAAGCGAUAUAAUCUCCGGAACUUGAGUGCUGGAACAGGUGCAGCUGUAAAAACCUCAUCUGAUAGACAACAAAAUAAGGAUGAAAAACAUGGUCGAAAACAGAUUGUAGAUGGAAAUGAUAAUCCAGGGCCUUCGCAUUCAGCGGGAGUUGCGAGUGAUAACAGUGCAAGUAUAAACUUGAUGCAGGUUCAGGGCGAGGAGGCAACUCCUGUACCUAAACGGAAGAUUGUUACUAUUGUGCAGAGUGAAGAGGUGAACGGAACUCCCGAUGGGCAUGAUGAGCAUGGUGACGUAGAUUUUGAUAUCGCAGGAGAGGACGGGGAUGAGGAUGAGGAUGAGGAUAACGAUGAAGAGGUCGAGCACCCAGGUGAAGCUUCUAUAGGAAAGAAACUCUGGAAAUUCUUGACGACAUAACGCCUUUUGGGACAUUGUCAUCAGCUGAUUAUAGCCGUUGCUCUUCGUUUGUAGUUCUAUAUCCCCUUGAUUAUUUCUUUUGGCAAUAUCCCCAAUGUAUUUAUGUAUUAGCAUAAUCAAAUGUAGAGUCAUGAACCACUGAAUCUCUAUACAAAGUUUUAGGAAUAGAUCGGUCUAGCGACGUCUGGUGCUUUCAGGUAGGGGUAAUAGGAUGUGUUUAGUGUCUAUUCUUAACAAAGAGAUUAGAGGAGUGUAGUCGUGGCGGCGCCCAUGUGUUUUUUGCAGGUGGACUUUGCUUACCACAUUGUGUAGUGCAUGUCAUAUUGGUUUGUAUCAUUGGUUUGGAGAUGAUUGAAAUUAUUUGCUCAGCUUUGUAUUCCUUUGUUUACCUUUCCCAAUGGGAAGGUACUUUGCUCUAAUGAUGAAUCAUGUAAUUCCUUUAUUGACUUAGCAUUUGAUCAUAAAUUCAUAUUGUAA